Messenger RNA from Trichogramma pretiosum, 1948 nucleotides. RefSeq lists its product as uncharacterized. The transcript is spliced from 2 exons. The record is from RefSeq and is a predicted model, not a curated record. Lineage: Eukaryota; Metazoa; Arthropoda; Insecta; Hymenoptera; Trichogrammatidae. Bases 110 to 1816 code for a protein of 568 amino acids.
ACACGAGAGUAACACCGGUCGUUCAGUUGCGCUACUGCCCUCGAUCUACGAGUCCACGCGCGAACUUUCUCGUGUUUCCGCAAAAAAAAAAAAAAAAUUAUUCAUCAAAAUGGAUAAGGACGGAUCCGACCCGAAAAACCACGACGAGGAGGAAAUCGCGCAACAACCACCACCACCACCGCCACUGAUGCUCGACGAGGACAGCCGAGUCGUGGCCGUGAUAAGAAAUCGCAUCUCGCCCGCUCGCGAAGGACAGCCCGAGCCCGUACUGGUGAGGACGAUCGAGCCGUUGCCCGUUGCCGUGCCGGUGAGGAUCGCCAACGACAUCAUCAACGGGAAGUACGACGAUGUCCAGCUGUCGUCGUCGCCCACGGAGGAGGCGGUGCAGGCCAAUCCGGUGGUGGAUCCCGAUCAGGGUGCGGCGGCAUCGGCAGCCGUGGUGGCCGUCGAACAGGAGCCUGCAGACGAGCCGGUGAAUCAGCUCACGGAGGAGGCAGUGACCAAUUCGGUGGUCGAUCCCGAUCAGGGUGCGGCGGCAGCGGUGGUGGCCGUCAAACAGGAGCCUGCAGACGAGCCGGUGAAUCAGCUCGCGGAGGACGUGACGAAAAACCUUUCCGUCGAGAGCAUCAGUUCGACAGACAGCGAGUCCGAAAACGACAGCGACGAGUUACCGCCUGCGUCACCGCUACCACGAGGAUCACGACGACCACCAACAUCGCCGUCGGGAGCGACGGGCGUGAGAAAUCGGCUGUACGACCAUCCCUAUCCGAUCGUACGCUCCGGACGAUUCACGAACUUGGCCGAUGUCCCGAGGGUGAUGAAAGACGAUACCAAGCGGGCCUUGCGAGAAUGGGAGUCGCCUACCGGCAACGGGAAUAAUAUCAACGGAUCACCGGCCGACGAGUGCAGAUCCGUGCCCGCGUGGCAGUUUAGACAGCGAAGGCCUGGAAGAAUCGCCAAGACCCCGCCGCCGAUAUCCGACAGCGAAGACUACAGCGAAGACGGCAACGACGACGACGACGACAGGAGAAGCCAGGAGAAGCUGUGGAACUUGCUGGUCACCAAGGCUCGGAAGAUCAACGUGCAGAACGUCCGGACCACGCCGAGGGAGACGACCUUCAAAGAGAAUGAUCCGCCGAUCGUCCCGAAUGAUCGGCCGAUCGUCCCGAAUGAUCCGCCGCUGCUGAUGCGACCGUUUGUAGACCAUAUGAGAAUCUUGGAACUCAUGAAGCGCAGGGGUCGGCCAUCGCCCCAACAGCAGCGGCUCGUAGCCAUGGGUCCUCCUCCCGGGUUGCCCGGGGUGCUGAGAACGCGCGUCAACAGCCGGGUGACGCCCCGACGUCGUCACAGCCAGCCGUCGACGGGGGCGCCUCCGCUGUACGCGGGCCAACCUCCUCGUCGCUCAUCGGUACCCGUGAAUCACCUCGCCACCAACGGCACCUGCAACGGCAACGGAAACGGCCUGGCCGAGGGCGGCUGGGCCGCGAGGCACUGCUGCGAGAACGAGGACUGCCACAGCUUCUGGCAGCAUCUGCGGGAGUGCGGCCUCCAGCUGCCGCCCGGCUGGCACGUGAUGCUGCACGAGGACGCGCGCGGCCGACCCCACGCCUACAUCGUCCAGCUGGACGUCGGGGCCAACGACAUGGUGCCCAACCUGGCCAGGAGCUUAAUGAUCGAUCAGCAAGGCCGCAUGCAGUACUUCAUGUACGGGGCGCCGGUCGACGCCUCGGACAACUCGCUGCCCGAGGAGUUGAACGACCUCGCCGCGCUCACCGAGAUCGUCGACGUGUUCGCGCGCAUGAAUCACGAAUUUUAAGAUGUAUACACAUCGUACGCUUUUGUAUACAUACGAAACUUGUAUAUAGAUAAUCGGUUUAGAGAAGAUUAAUUUGAUUGUACCCGACAAAACUUGUAAGAUAUACUGAUAGCAAUUUUUAUGACAAUUAGA